Messenger RNA from Ceraceosorus bombacis, 407 nucleotides. Lineage: Eukaryota; Fungi; Basidiomycota; Exobasidiomycetes; Ceraceosorales; Ceraceosoraceae. The record is from the annotation of a GenBank genome assembly.
AUGGGAAAGGUUCACGGAUCAUUGGCUCGUGCCGGAAAGGUCAAGUCUCAGACUCCCAAGGUGGAGAAGCAGGAGAAGCCCAAGCAGCCCAAGGGUCGUGCUAACAAGCGAAACUUGUACAACCGGUGAGUGCUCACAUCUGAGCUGUCAAGUUCGGGCAGGUCUGAGAUGCGAUGAUGCUGCAGAUGAGCGCUUGUCGUGGAGACCAGCAUGACGAGGGAGCAACGAGUCGUAACCGCUCCGAUCACUCACGAGAUCAUCCUUCAUACCGCACUACAGCCGAUUCGUCAACGUCGUCGUUGGACCCGGUGGCAAGCGUCGUGCCAACGCUCAAGGCGUGAGUUUGGGCCCUCACUUUUGAACAAAGAUUGUCGCUGAUGGUUUUGCCUUUCUUGCCACAGCAAUAA